AGGCGUUCUGAAGGUCUUCAAACUGUGAGGGUGCUUGCUCCAAUUCCAACACAAGCCAUGCAGUUUUAUCGAGGUUUCCCCAUGAAGCUCGCAACUUUCGAAGUUGGCUGGAACCAACCGUAAAGCUAUACAACGGCGCAAUAGCACGAGCAGGCGGAGACAGAAGACUCGAUCAUUGGCAGUGACAAGUACCGGCGAGUUGUCAAUGUCGUCAAGUUGAAGGCAACGCCCAACGCGCAUCUCUUUUAAUUUACCUUGAAUAGCAGUGAUUUGCUCAAUUUGACUUAUACUCAGAAACGACCAGAGCUCGAGGAACUCAACCGGGAAGGCGUCCACUAGCAUCGAAACCCUAGGAAGGCUUGGAAGAAGAAGGAUGACAACGACGAAUGAAGAGGACGGAGCAUCAGGGAGUGCAAAAAGUGCUACAGGUAGUGGAGAAACAAAGUUGCAGGUGGUGAUGAACAAUAAAGGGAAACAACCAGCUACCACAGAUGAACAAGAAAACAACGAAUUUAGGUUGAAGAGGAAAAGGAAACAACUAGUAGAAGAAGAAAGUGAUGAUGAUUUUGAAUUACAACCAGGUGAGGGUAAUGAUGCAACUGAGAUAGUUGCGAAUGUGAGCAAGGAAAAAAAGAAAGAGAGCAUUAAAGAUAUCAAGUCCAUGUAUAUGACAAUAAGAACUAGAUCAUCACCAAAUUUGAUUGUUAAAUCACUUGCUGUGAUGACUAAAGUUCAGAAAGAGGAGAUACACAAAAUGGGUUUUGGUGCAUUGUUUAAGCUGGAAAUUUGUGAAAUACCAGGAAAGUUGGGUUUUUGGGUGGUUGAUAACUUCAACCCCGAAAACAUGCUCAAUGGUGCUGCACAAUGGUAGAGAGGUUCGUAUAACAGAGGAGGAUGUAGCCCGCGUUUUGGGAUUUCCAUUAGGAGGCAAAAAAAUAAUACAAAAAAGGAAGAACGAUGAAUGUGCAUUGCUUACACAGUGGAGAGCAAUAUUUGAGAAAGAUGAUUACAAAAUCAGCCCAUCUGAUGUAAGUGAAGAGAUGCUUAGCAUCAAAGAAGGCGGUGAGUGGUUUUGUAGGCAUUUCAUUGUUCUGGUUGUAUCACUGCUUCUGGACAGCACACAAAAUGGCUAUGUGAAUCUAAUGAUUAUCAAUCAUUUGGAGAAUGUUGAAAAGAUCAAGGAGAUAGAUUGGUGUGACCAUGUACUCAAUGUGCUAAUUGAUAGUAAAAUGUCAUGGGAGAAGAAGGAUAAGGCAUUCACUGGUCCAUUGCUAUUUUUAACGUUGUUCUAUGUCGACAGAGUGGUGCUGUGUAGGAGAAGAGUGGAUAGGACGUUACCUGUGCUCAAAGGGUGGAAUGGAAAGCUUCUUAGAGAGUGAGAAUUGCUUGAAAUAGAGAGUGGCGAGUUCGGGAUGGGGUACUGUGAUGGCCCACUGAUAUUUGAAGAUUGUUCGGAGAAGGUUGAAUUAAAAGAAGGGAAAAAAAAAGAAAGAAGGGAAAGAAAAAGAUCAUGAAGGUGGAAGUGGACAUGGAGUACAGGUGCAGUGUACUGGUGGUGACAAUGAUGAGGAAUAUGUUAAGAGAUUUGCACAUAAAAGCAAAGUGUGGCAUGAGCUAUGAUUGAUGUGCUCAAGAUGUUUGAAGAAGCACCUAAGAGCUUAACUGAAAAGGAAAAUUUCAUAAGGAUCCAAGAAGCUGCACAAGAACUGAUUGGUGUAGGGAAGAGGAAAAAACAGUUGAUUGUAGAGAAGAAACUGAUGGAAGAAGUACUCAAGAGAGAGACGAUGAUGCAUUCUGGGCUGAAACCUUAGCUGCAGUCGAGAGGGUGGAAAAUGCUAAUCAGAAAAAGUCUUUAUACGAGAAAGGAAUUGAAGAUACUCCUUCUUUUUCAAUUGGUUUCACACAGGAAAAUUAACAGCAGUUUUGCACGAUAUCUGAUUUGUGCGCCGAAAUUGAGAAGGAAGUUUUUUUUUGCAAUAGAGAAGGAAGUUAAUGAUGAUUUGGUUCAAGGAGCAGAGAAUGUGACAACGAAGACAGAGAAGGAAAAGGAAGCGAUGUUUACAGAAAAUAUUGUGGAGGUUCAUAAAGAUGGAGCUGUUAGAAGUAAGAGUGUGAAGGGGAAGGAAAAAAUUGAUGAAGUGCGAGUCGAGAGCGGUGUGAGAUCUGUGGAUGUGAAGGGAAAGGCAAAGAUUGUUGAGAACAAGGAACAUAAUAAAAGGGACACAAGGAGCAAUUUGCUUAUAGGAAAAAAUGAACUGGAAUUGAGAUCAAGAAGGACAACAAAGCCAGCUCAAGUUACCAAGUCUCCUUUUAUUGCACGAGCAGUGGACCCUAAUCAACCGUCAUGCACAAGUGAAAAGUUGAUGUGGAAAUGGGUCAUGCAAGAACGAGCUGAUAAGAGGGGAGCGAUUCUGUUCAAGUAUAAACAGGUUUCAGUGACACGGGGAGACAUGAUUAGCAUAGGGGAUAAAAAGCACAUGAACAUGAACGAGUUAGAUGCGUGGACAAUCUUCUUGAAUAAUAAUGAGAAACCACGAAGUCGCACAUCACCGUGCAGACUGUUUGUGAAAUUAUAUCCCUGUUUGUACACAAUGCCAGACCGAAUCCCAGAAAACAGGUCUUACAAAGUGUUUAAACAAGGAAUAGAGCUGGCAUUGGAAUCAGUUAAACCCGAUGUACAAAUGAAAGAUGUUGAUUUGUUCUUCUUUCCAAUUGUUCAACCAGAACAUUGUUAUGUUGUGGUUUUCAACAUGAAAAACAGCAAGUUGAAGUGUUGGACAACUCCUCGGUGAACAUGCACUUUGACGAAAAGUAUGGUGAAAUGCCGUAUUCCCUGAGAGACAUGUUUGUUGAUUUCAUGACCGAAAUGGAACUGGACACCGACGACAACACAUUCUACACACCUGCUUUCACAAGAUUGAAGAUGAGGUGGAGAGAACCAAGGAAUGUGUAUGAUUAUGGAGUGUGGAGCAUGAGACAUAUGGAUCCAUACAUGGGCCAAGAGACUAGAGGCCGGGAUUGUGGAGUUAAAAAAGGUGAUGCAAAGGCACUAAAUGCAUUGAGAAUGAAGUAUUGUGCAUCAAUUUUGACAUCAGGUAUUAACGAGGUAAAGGACAACCACUUCAAUGCGGUGAAGGAAUUUGGGAACGCGAAUAAUUUGAUGAAGUAGACGUGAAAAAAUACUUUAGCACUCUAUAUUUACUAUCUUUCUUGCAAGGAUAUUUAUCUAUAAACAUUUGUGGUUUUUAAAUGUGCAAUGGCUUGCACGUUUGUUUUGUGGUUAGACGCACAUCAACUUGUUUUGUGUGCAAAACUAAGUUUUGAGGUUACUGUGGAUUUAUUUUGACAAUUUCAUCUUACUUCUUUGG
Messenger RNA from Cuscuta europaea, 3368 nucleotides. The record is from the annotation of a GenBank genome assembly. Lineage: Eukaryota; Viridiplantae; Streptophyta; Magnoliopsida; Solanales; Convolvulaceae.